This is a messenger RNA of Bursaphelenchus okinawaensis, 1147 nucleotides long. Lineage: Eukaryota; Metazoa; Nematoda; Chromadorea; Rhabditida; Aphelenchoididae. The record is from the annotation of a GenBank genome assembly.
AUGUUGCCAAGAGCGCCUUCCGCCAGCGAACUACAACAUCAAAAGAGGUUGACUGGCAUGUUUUUGAAUUUAUUUUUUUUGUUUUUAGACUAGCGAUGACUAUACUACCUAAAAAAAAUGAAUUUUAUGUUUCUCAUUAAAAACUUUGUUUAAAGUGGGAUCAUUGAAGGCUAUGGCUAAAAUUGUAUUCUGUUAAUCAAAUUCUAGAAAAUGGGAUUUAAAAUUUCAAAGUCAAAGACUUUUAUGACAACCUCAUACUUUUUAGAAGCGUAUUACAAGGAUCAGGAAAAAGAAUUGUUUCCUUUUAUCGAAAGUGGACAUCAACGGAUCAUGAAUGAUGGUACUGUCUUAAUUUGGAAUCCAGCUGAAGGCUGUUAUGACAAAGACUUUACCUAUCAUUAUACUAGACAAAGUAAGUCUUUGUAGAAGGUUUUGAACGGACUUUUUUUAUAUUUUGAAGAAUUUUAUAUUGUGUUAUUAUUUUGUUUAAAACUUUAUUUCAUGUAUAAUAUGCGAAAAAAGCAAUAUAAAACAGUAUAGACAGCUUUAAACGUACCAUAUUUUGUUUUAAAAGAUAAAUCAAAGUAUUCACAAGGAAGCUAAAGAAUACAUUUUUAGACGCAAAUCCAUCUUGGGAAAUCACUGAUGAGAUGGUGGACAGAGUCACGAAGAAUCAAAGGGAGAAGGAAUUCCUCAAGAGUAAUUAUUACAAGAACAUGUUAGUGUCUAAAGAGCAUAUUGAGAUUGCUUCACGUGAAGAUUGUUUGUAAGUGGAAGCUUUGUUAUAUUAAUGUUUAGGAAAGUAAAUAUACUUUUUAUUUUUAUUUUAUUGUUUUAGGGGCUUAAAUAUUGCUUAUUUUAAGUUUUAAAUUGAUUUUAAGCUUUAUAUUUUAAUGAUUUUGGGCUUUAAAUUAGUUUUAUAGUAAAGGAGGUGUAGAAACGUUAUUUAUUGGGGAUAGGAUAACAGUAAAAGCCAGGAAAAAGGUUUAUACUCAAUAAAAAGUGGCUUUUUAGUGCCCUGGCCGAUGAUGGACGUAAAGAGCACUCUCUUCAUCGUGUUAACCAUCCGUUCAAUGACAUACCUGAUAAAGAUAUAGAUUCUUGUUUGGAUGACAUCUUUGUUCGUCAGAAUUAUCGUUAUACUUAA